Molecule: messenger RNA, 1003 nt
Organism: Camelina sativa (false flax)
Lineage: Eukaryota; Viridiplantae; Streptophyta; Magnoliopsida; Brassicales; Brassicaceae
Product: axial regulator YABBY 5-like
Biological process (GO): cell fate commitment; multicellular organism development
Cellular component (GO): nucleus
Source: RefSeq, a predicted model, not a curated record
AUUCCGAAAGCCUUGACAUUGCAUAUAAUAAUUUUGCCCCUUUAACUCUCAUCCUCUCCUUAGGCUUAUUAUCUUCUCCAUUUAAUUACUUUAUGAUCUCUUGGCAUAGUUGUUGAAGUACAAUUACCCGAUUUAAAGGCAAGUGGCUGUUCGGGUAGAGAGAGAAAGAGAGAAAGGAGAGAGGGCUAGAGAGAGUAAGAAGCUUUUUCACCUAUAUAGAUUGCUCUCAUCUUCUAUCUAUUCUUCAACAAAAACAACUUGUUCGAACUAUAUCUCCCAUCGAUCAUGGCUAACUCUGUGAUGGCAACGGAGCAACUCUGCUACAUCCCUUGCAACUUUUGCAACAUAGUUCUUGCGGUGAGUGUCCCAUGCAGUAGUCUGUUCGACAUCGUGACUGUCCGAUGCGGUCACUGCACUAAUCUGUGGUCUGUAAACAUGGCAGCUGCUCUUCAGUCGCUUUCACGACCUUAUUUCCAGGCAACGAACAAUGCAGUACCAGAAUAUGGAUCUUCCUCACGAGGUCACACCAAAAUUCCUUCCAGGAUUUCAACUCGUACCAAAACUGAGCAAAGGAUUCUAAACCGUUCUACGGAGAAGCCGCAGCGAGUACAUUCUGCGUACAAUCAAUUUAUAAAGGAGGAAAUUCAGAGGAUUAAGGCGAAUAAUCCAGACAUAAGCCACAGAGAAGCAUUCAGCACCGCCGCCAAAAAUUGGGCACACUUUCCUCAUAUUCACUUCGGUCUAAUGCUUGAGAGCAACAAGCAAGCCAAGCUAGCUUAAUAAUUCUGGCGGUUAAUGAAAAUGAGUGUUGGAGCUUUGAUGUAACAAGAGCUGAUAAGGAAACUAUAUAAUAUGUCUAAAUAUAUCUAUAUUGUAUGAUCUUGGAUGUAAGUGAAGAUAUCAAUCUUGAAGACCAUAUGUAUAUAUAUAAUUUAGUAAUAAGGUUCUUAUGAAUUAUCUUUUAUGGCACUUAUAUGGUUCGUCUCACAAGAUUUUUGAUUUC